UUAAGCCCCGGCGCCGCCGGAGCGCAGGCACGCCCGGGGCGCCGGGUCGGAGCGCGCAGCGCGGCGCCGCCCCCCGGCCCUCGGCCCCCAGCCCGGGCGCCCCGGAGCGGCGCGCAGAGGAAGGAGGGCGGGCGGGCGCGGCGGGCCGGGCCGGCGGGAGGCGGACUAUGAGGCGCCCACCAUGGUGCGAUGCGACCGCGGGCUGCAGUUGCUGCUGACCACGGCCGGAGCCUUCGCCGCCUUCUCGCUCAUGGCCAUCGCCAUCGGCACCGACUACUGGCUCUACUCCAGCGCGCACAUCUGCAACAGCAGCAACCUGACCAUGGACGACGGGCCCCCGCCCCGCCGCGCCCGCGGCGACCUCACCCACUCGGGGCUGUGGCGGGUGUGCUGCAUCGAAGGGAUCUAUAAGGGGCACUGCUUCCGGAUCAACCACUUCCCCGAGGACAAUGACUACGACCACGACAGCUCGGAGUAUCUCCUUCGCAUCGUGCGCGCCUCCAGCGUCUUCCCCAUCCUCAGCACCAUCCUGCUCCUGCUCGGCGGGCUCUGCAUCGCUGCUGGGCGGUUCUACAGCCGCAAGAACAACAUCGUCCUCAGUGCCGGCAUCCUCUUUGUGGCUGCAGGCCUCAGUAACAUCAUAGGCAUCAUCGUCUACAUUUCCAGCAACACGGGCGACCCAAGCGACAAGCGCGAUGAAGACAAAAAAAACCAUUACAACUACGGCUGGUCUUUUUACUUUGGAGCCCUGUCGUUCAUUGUGGCCGAGACCGUGGGCGUCCUGGCCGUGAACAUUUACAUUGAGAAGAAUAAAGAGCUGAGAUUUAAGACCAAACGGGAGUUCCUUAAGGCUCCCUCUUCGUCCCCCUACGCCAGGAUGCCCAGCUACAGGUACCGGCGACGGCGCUCCAGGUCCAGCUCCAGGUCCACCGAGGCCUCGCCCUCCAGGGACACGUCGCCGGUGGGCCUCAAGAUCACGGGGGCCAUCCCCAUGGGCGAGCUGUCCAUGUACACGCUGUCCCGGGAGCCCCUCAAGGUGACGACGGCUGCCAGCUACAGCCCCGGCCAGGAGGCCAGCUUCCUGCAGGUGCACGACUUCUUCCAGCAGGACCUGAAGGAAGGCUUGCACGUCAGCAUGCUGAACCGGCGGACGACCCCUGUGUGAACGCCCCUUUCUCGGCACCGGCCUCUCCCCGGAACGGCUGUUUGGACCCCACUCGAGGGCACCGAACCCCCCAGGGGGACCAGCCGUGGACUGCAACCAAACCCAACCCUUCCUGGUCUCUAGCUGUAUCACAGGCUGGCUUGGAGCAAAGCGCCAGGAGACUGGAAUCAGAAGCGGAAGGCUGACUUUCCCCCAGACAGGGUGUUUUGAUGCCCUGGGUUCUGAAAUCUCCCAGGGGGGGGCCCAUGCGCCCUCCUGAGGCUGCCCAGCCUUCACGAACCCGAGAAAACAAAAUCGAGCCAUUCUCUCCUCUUGGAAACAAGUAUUUCCAGAAGAACCGGCUUUCAAGGCCUUCCCUUCCUGCCUGGGCACUGAGCCACCGAGAGGCCACUGGCUGGGCACACAGGGGCCUCGGGACACUGGUCAGCUGCUUUCCAACCUGAGGUUUCUGUGCCUGGGAGCCAGAAAUGUGGAAGCUAAGGCUUGCCCCUUCCUUCCUGUCUGUCCGUCUGUCUGUCUGUCUGUCUGUCUCUCUUUCUCUCUGGCAGUGGUCUGUUGUUGAAGUGAUGCUGAGGAGGAAACCCUGGAGCCACCUGGUGCUUUGGGCUCUGUGCUGUCCCGGGGCCGGCUCCCCUCCAACGGGGAGACCGGGGCCUGUGGAGGAAUCCACGGAGCGGGAUGAGGCAUGUCCUGGGCAUGAGGUCAAAGCCGGAGUCUGCUGCUGCCUUUCCCAUCUGCUUCUGGAAGUUUCCGCCUCCCACAGAAAGGGCAGAACACACUGACUGUACUGGAGAGUCUGAAGGUUCCACAAGUCCGAGGAAGGUGGCCCUCUGGGCUUAUGCUCUGUCCCACUGGCCUGAGGGCUGCUUGUGGGGGAGGCGACAGGAGCCUGAACUUCUGGGCAGACCCAAGGGUGAACUGUGACCAAAAACUCAGAGAACAAAUGUCCAUUUCCUAGGUGGUUAUUAAUCGUGAUUUACUGCAAAGAAACACCAGGAGAGCAAGUUACGUUCAUUUCCUCAUCUUAGAAAAGUGCCCCGGCUCCUCUCGUCAUUGACUCUGCCACCCCUGAAAGGGCUCAGCAAGGAAGCGGGUGCAGGGCCACGCUGUGACUUUCUUCCUCCUCCCCAGACGGGCGGCUCAGCACCUGGAGCCAAGGAGGCCCUUCCCCUGCUGCAAGUUUUUCCAACUAUCUCCCCUCCCCUCCCCCAAAGUCAGCGGAGAACAUGGAAGCAUGUUCGGGUUCAGAAGAAACUCUUUAUGGAACAUGGAGCUGACCUUCUUUUAUACAAAACACGUUCUUUUAGCAACAUACCCUUUCUCGUUUUUGGAGACUUGGGCAUCCGGAGCCGUCCUCUCUGACCCCGGUAGCUGUUGUGCGUCGAAGUGACAAGCAAAUUCUUACCUCAGCCACUUGCUCACGGAACCCCUGGGAGUUCAGAUCCGGGUCAAGGUCAUUGCCAUCCUCCUUUGGCCCCCAGAUUAGAAAUCUCCAUCUGUCCCACCUCCAGUGGGCAGCCCUGCGUGCUGGUGAGCUGAGGCGCCAUGUGCCAGGCUGACUCGUGCUCACUCGGAGCCCUCGUUCCGCUGAGGUGGGCUCUGGGCAGAGGCUUGUCCAAGCAAGUGCAGCAGUGGACACGGGGCAUCAGAGCGCAUGGCCCAGCCAGCUGUGGGGCCGGCCCCGCUGUCCUGCCCUCACCCCUCCACGCCAGACACCAUCAUUCCAGCCAGAAGAAAGGGGGUGAAAUCUGGGGACCCCUCACCCAGCCAGGCUCCAAGACUCCUCUUCUGUCACUUCCAAGUGCAGGGCAGCCUUGCUGUCUCUUCCCCAUAAGUCCCAUCCCACCCUCCUCCCCGACUCCCCCAGGAGCUGCUGUCGCUUCACGGAGAAAGCUGUGUUCCAACGAAUCCUACCUCUUGCCCAGUCCCAGGCGAGAAGACGGAGCCCCCCUCUAGGGACCGAGAGAGUAGAAAGAAGCAACAAAGAGCAGGGAGCAGAGCAGCCUCGGACCCCUGGCCUCCACAGCCUUUCUCCACACACCCCGCCCCGGCUCCCUUUCUCCUUCUCACGGUGUCUGAGCCGGGGCUGGCCCUGCCCCGAGGGCCCAUGCGGGGGCCUGUGCGUCUCUGACCACCCUCUCCAACCACCCCUGUGUUUCACUGAUUAAGCACCUGUGAAUCCUGUACCUACUACUGGUUU
Messenger RNA from Artibeus jamaicensis (Jamaican fruit-eating bat), 3365 nucleotides. RefSeq names its product calcium voltage-gated channel auxiliary subunit gamma 4 (gene CACNG4). Gene Ontology annotation, biological process: neurotransmitter receptor internalization; neurotransmitter receptor transport, postsynaptic endosome to lysosome; postsynaptic neurotransmitter receptor diffusion trapping. The record is from RefSeq and is a predicted model, not a curated record. NCBI's taxonomy places the organism in Eukaryota, Metazoa, Chordata, Mammalia, Chiroptera, Phyllostomidae. Gene Ontology annotation, molecular function: channel regulator activity; voltage-gated calcium channel activity. Gene Ontology annotation, cellular component: voltage-gated calcium channel complex; AMPA glutamate receptor complex; postsynaptic density membrane. The transcript has 4 exons. Bases 182 to 1165 code for a protein of 327 amino acids.